GUCAAAUGGAUCAAAGUGUCAAGCUCUCUAGAAUAAUUGACAAGAUUUCCUAGGCAAAUCCGACAAGUCCACAUUGUGUUGUAUUAACGUGGUCGGCGCGGUCUCAACUCUCACAAAAUGAAUCCUAGAAAACGGAAAUCAACUUCUGGAACUUCCGAAGGGUCUAGAACUAAGAAGGUUAAAAAAACUAAAAACCAACCGAAAGAUGAUCCAAGCACAUUGCUGACCGAUGUAUGCAGUGAUUGUUUGGCUAUAAUUUUUGAUUAUCUGGAUAUCGACGAUCUCACUGCUGUGGCCCAGACCUGUGUAAGAUUCAAAGAAGUGGCUGCUAAUAUUUUCUUCCGAAAGUUUAACAAUUCAAUUGCUGAACGUUCUCAUCGAGGAUCGAAGAUCGUUAAGCUGGUAAAAAUUCGAAACAUAUUGAAGUCGUUCGGUGACGAAAUGUGUUCACUUGAAGCAUCCUCGAUUGAUGCAUGGCAAUCGGAUAAGCCAAACGACCCACGGAUCUUGCAACUAAUCAAGAAAUAUUUCUGCGGAAACAUUGACGAUAAAGUCAUCGCCAGCGAAGGAUUUCAGAAAGAAUUGCAACUAAAAGAAUUCCAUUUCGACGAGUCCAUGGUCGAAAAGGCGAAUUUUGUUUUCGCGCGAUUGUCGAAGCUGAAACUAACGAAAUGCAAGCUCUUGGGUGGUACCGAACAGUUAUUCGCUAACUGUGCGAAUUUGACAAAGUUAAAAUUGGAUUUUGUUCACACGAAUCCAGCAGUUGUGUUUGAGUAUGUUGGAAGGGCGAACGGAAGAAGAUUCAACAAGUAUGUGACGAGCGCCAAUCCAGAUCCAUGCUUCGAUCAUUGCUUCCCAAAGUUGACAUCCUUUUCGAUGAAGUCCAUUACUACUGCAAGUGCUGAUGAUCUCGACAACUUUCUGUCAAAAAAUCCUCAACUCAAAAAGCUGAAGAUCGUUGAAUGUCGACAAUUUAACGAUGUCAUUCAGUCGGUUGUGGACCACGUUCCACACAUUGAAAAGUUGAACGUCAAUGCCAAAUGUAUCAGAAAGAAGGAAUUGCUGCAAUUGAUGCAACUGAACAAGUUGGUGAUACAAUUUAACAAAGGGAAGCAUGAAAAUGUUUACAGCGCACUGAAAGGAGUCGCUAGAGGUGGGAUCUUGCUCGACACGUUGAGAUUGAUUGAUUUCCAACCAUCCGAGAAACUGGUCAAGACCCUAAUCGAAUUUAAAACACUGAAGCGACUGGAAUUGGUCGUCAACAGCUUUCCGGAAUCGAGUCGAUCAAUGUUGUCCGAACAACUUCAGCAAACAGAAGUAACAGUUGUAAGCGCUGCAUAGAUUUGUAUCCUCAUACCAACACAUUGUAUUAUUUGUUCGCUUGUGCGAGUCGUGAAUUAUUUUCUUCUUAUUUUUCGGUUCAGUCAUUUUCUUGUAAUGAAAAUUGAACUGAGCUGUUUCCUAUUUCGUUUUUCCUUUGUUUUGUUACAACAAUUUCUUCAAACAUAAUUCUGUCUGUUAUGUCGCAAAGAGUAUAAUAUUUAUGUUGAUAAA
Molecule: messenger RNA, 1554 nt
Organism: Bradysia coprophila
Lineage: Eukaryota; Metazoa; Arthropoda; Insecta; Diptera; Sciaridae
Molecular function (GO): protein binding
Source: RefSeq, a predicted model, not a curated record